UAGACGAUGGCCACCAUUUUCACUCUUCGUCUUUUCAAAGUACACACGCUCAUAAUGAAACUGUCCUAAGUGUCUUAGGGAGAUUUGUAGUCACGGGGCUUUUAAAAUCUAGUCAGAGCUGAUCGUUUCAACUGCAGUUCCCUUUUUCAUAGCUAAGGGAGCAUGAGCCAUCUGCACAACUUACUGUUAGAUACCCUCCUGGGAACGAAGCAUGUGGACAGUGCAGCCCUCAUCCACCUCCAGGAGCGGAGCCUGUGUGUAGCAUCACCAGGAUUUACUGUAAUGCCCAGUGAUGUCCAAACACUUGUGAAUGGAUUCGCCAAGAACCCUUUGCAAGCCAGAAGAGAAGGAUUGUAUUUCAAGGAAAAAGACUACAAAUGUGUCCGGGCAGAUGACCAUUCUCUUUAUGCUAAGAAUGAAAACACUGGUGUGGUUGUUGUGAAGACCUGCAUGUAUCUUCUGGUGGCAACUUACACUGAGGGCAUGUAUCCUAGUGUUUGUGUGGAAGCCACAGAGAAGCUGGGAGAAUAUCUAAGAAGAAAAGGAAAUUAAGUCAUCAGAGGACUAUGAAAGACAGCUUUUAUUAUUUUAGAAGAAAACUAUAGAUCCUAAAGAAAAAGUAAUGCCUUAUUUUGUGGUUGAAAAACACUAGGCAGGAGAUACUGAAAAGGAAGAAUGAGUUAAGGGAGCAAUUUUUCUUAUUUCAAGAGAUCCUCUUCUUUAAUUGGAAUUAUUUGAUCAACUUUACUUGUGUUUUUUUAAGUGUUGGUCAU
Messenger RNA from Ceratotherium simum simum (southern white rhinoceros), 773 nucleotides. RefSeq names its product profilin family member 4 (gene PFN4). Gene Ontology annotation, cellular component: cell cortex. Gene Ontology annotation, molecular function: actin monomer binding. Lineage: Eukaryota; Metazoa; Chordata; Mammalia; Perissodactyla; Rhinocerotidae. The record is from RefSeq and is a predicted model, not a curated record.